Clarias gariepinus (North African catfish) is the source of this 1270-nucleotide messenger RNA. It is a transcript of the gene mak16, whose product is annotated as MAK16 homolog (S. cerevisiae). NCBI's taxonomy places the organism in Eukaryota, Metazoa, Chordata, Actinopteri, Siluriformes, Clariidae. The record is from RefSeq and is a predicted model, not a curated record. Gene Ontology annotation, biological process: maturation of 5.8S rRNA; maturation of LSU-rRNA. Gene Ontology annotation, cellular component: nucleolus; preribosome, large subunit precursor. The transcript is spliced from 10 exons. The coding region runs from base 180 to 1109 and encodes 309 amino acids.
UCUCGCGAUAUUUAAAUCGAGACAGCAUGGCGGCCCCCGAAGUUACCGCAUGUUAGUGUAAUGCUUUACGAAAUUAUUGUGUCGGUAAAAUUAGGUAUAUAUUUUAUUGGUUCUGAAGACAGUUUGUGAAUUUAAAGUCCAUUUUUCGGUGAAACCAGGACUGACGAAGAGGCAGCGCGAUGCAACACGACGACGUGAUCUGGGACCUGAUAGGAAACAAACUGUUUUGUUCUUAUAAAGUGAAAACGAAGACGAAGAAUUUCUGCCGCAAUGAGUACAACAUCACGGGUCUGUGCAGCCGGCAGGCGUGUCCCCUGGCCAACAGUCAGUACGCCACCGUCAGGGAGGAGAAAGGUCGGUGUUUCCUCUACAUGAAGGUGAUCGAGAGAGCAGCUUUUCCAGCACGGAUGUGGGAGAAGGUGAGACUGAAUCAGAAUUACGAGAAAGCCCUGCAGGAGAUCGACGAGAACCUGAUCUACUGGCCGCGCUUCAUCCGUCACAAGUGCAAACAGCGCUUCACCAAAAUCACACAGUAUCUCAUCCGCAUCCGCAAGCUCACGCUAAAGAGACAGAGGAAACUUGUUCCGCUUAGUAGGAAGGUAGAGAGGAGGGAAAGAAUAAGAGAGGAAAAAGCCCUGGUCGCUGCUCAGGUGGAGAACGCCAUCGAGAAAGAGCUGCUGGAGAGGUUAAAACAGGGCACGUACGGAGACAUCUACAACUUCCCCAUCCACGCCUUCGAUAAAGCUCUGGAGAAACAGGACGCUGAUAGCGAGACCGAAGAGGAGGAGGAGGAAGAGGAAGAGGAGGAGGAAGAGGAGGAUGAGGAGGCGGGGAAGAGAGAAUUUGUCGCAGACGACGAGUUUGAGGAAAGUGACAUCAGUGAUUUUGAGGAUAUGGACAACUUAAAGGCCAGCGAUGAUGAGGAAGAUGGUUCGGGUGAGGAGGAGUUGGAUGAGAAAAUGGAGGAGGAAGUCGAGGAAGAGAAACAGUCCAGAGCCAAGUCGAAAGGAAAGACUCCGCUCAAAGGACCAGCGAGGAAGAAACGAGCGUAUGUGGAGAUCGAGUACGAGCAAGAGACGGAACCGGCGGCCAAGAGCAAGGCCUCGUAGAGUCGAGACUGCACACACACACACACACACACACUUCCAACAAUGGACAGUUCAAUCUCUCCACUCUAAUAAGCGAAGCAAAGUGACUUUGUACUUGUGUGUGGAGCUUAUCUAAAAACAAUUAAGAUAAGAUAUUUCAUAUAAAACAUUUUUACCCAAAA